Molecule: messenger RNA, 1545 nt
Organism: Gossypium raimondii (Peruvian cotton)
Lineage: Eukaryota; Viridiplantae; Streptophyta; Magnoliopsida; Malvales; Malvaceae
Exons: 3
Coding region: 641-1108 (155 amino acids)
Source: RefSeq, a predicted model, not a curated record
UCCUAUGGAGACGCUAACAGCAGCAAAGGAAGAAGCGGAGGCGGUUUUGUGGUUGCUUCCCGACCCGAACCAUAAAGCUCAUUAAAGCCAGGACGUGAAAAUGGGGCAGUACGUGUUUUCCGAGAUGAAUCCGUAUUUAUAAUCUGGAUUACGGACAUGUGGAUCCAAAAAUGGAAACCUAGAAGCAAGGGAAGAACAGCUCUGAAACUGACGAAGUCGUCCCUGUCCAAAGCACCAUCGUCCAAGCUCCGAUGGUCAACGAUCAUUGCUUUGACAAGGACUUCGCUACACCAUCCACCCCGUAACAAAUAGAAAUGCAAACCAGAAAGUAAUAGCAGCAAAAUGAAGAAUAAAUACAGGAUUGUAUUUUGUUGAAUUCAUAGACAUUCAAGAUUAAAUUGCAGUAGAUAUGUUAAAAGAAAAACAUUAGGAAAAAUAACAAACAAGUGCAUAACAGAAUUUAUAGCCAAUUCUAGCUUAUUUCUUCCCUUUAAGUAGCAGCUCCUAAUUCCCAAGCACAUACCCCUAUGCUGACUUACGCAGCGUUUUUAGUGGCGUUUAGAUGGAAAAUGCCUCAAAUAUUAUACAUUAGUGGCGCUAACGGAAAAACGCCGCAAUAGGUAAAACAGUAGCGGCGUUUAUGAGAAAAACACUGCAAAAGGUAAGCAAUAGCGACAUUUAUGGUAAAAAAGCCCAAAAAGUAAGCAAUAGCGGUGUUUGGGCUAAAAAUGCCACAAAAGGUUUUUUACUUUUGAUUGAAACGGCGCCGUUUUUCACAAAGAUAUCAUCUCCCACGCACGAAUUAUUUUCUUUCUCAGUCUUUUCUUUGCUUGAAACCCCAAAAUCCUUUCCCUUUUCUUUCCCAGAUUUCUCUUUGCUUGAAACCCCAAAAUCCGGUCCCUUUUCUUUCUUAGUCUUUUCGUUGCUUGAAAAAAAAUACAUACCUUGUUCUUCUAUUUUAGCUGCUCCUCACAUUGAAGAAAAUAUCAGUCUUUUCUCAGUCUCAAUCGACAUUGUCUCAGGGAACUGGAGGAGAAAAGCCAGUUGCAGCACAACUUGCGGCAGCUAUGCAACGAACCGUGAAAAUAUCAGUUGUCUGCUCGGCUAGAGAUAGGUAAUUUCUUCUUCUGCACUAUUUCUUUUUGUUCAAAAUAUUUGGUUAAAAGUUUCCUCACAUUGACAUCUAAUUUACCUUACUAUCCUUUUAUCCUAGCUACCAUCUUCUUCUUGCUUUCCAGCUUGCUAUUGGUUUUACACUAUUUUCUUUUGGGAAAAAGAAGGCAGGGCUUGGGUCUUUUGUGGUGUUAUAAAUGAUGUAGACUGCAGCGAUCUUGUCUAGUUGGGUUCGAUCUUCAAACCUCAGUUUUAAGUGUUACUAAUGCAUCUUUGAAAUAAAUUUGAAAAUAUCUUAUUUUCAGGUUCGAGUAUGGUAAGAUUGAUAAUUCAAUAUUUAUCAUCAUUCCAGGUCUGUGGCGUCUUAAUUACUAUGAGCAAUGUUGAAUGUGAAAUUCUAUUUUUCCCUUUUGCUUUUGUUUUUAUCUUGGU